AUGACCUCGGCCAACGACUACGAGCAGCUGGAGCUGCAGCAGCAGUUCGGCCGCAUCAACGUGCGCUGGGACGCGUCCGAUGAUGAGCUGGACAACGACAACAGCUCAGCCCGGCUCUUCGAGCGUUCCCGAAUCAAAGCUCUGGCAGACGAGCGGGAGGCGGUGCAGAAGAAAACCUUCACCAAGUGGGUGAACUCGCACUUGGCUCGUGUCACCUGCCGCAUCUCCGACCUCUACAUGGACCUCCGGGACGGGCGGGUGCUCAUCAAGCUCCUGGAGGUGCUCUCAGGAGAGCUUCUGCCCAAGCCCACCAAGGGCCGGAUGCGGAUCCACUGCCUGGAGAACGUGGACAAGGCGCUGCAGUUCCUGAAGGAGCAGCGGGUCCACCUGGAGAACAUGGGCUCCCAUGACAUCGUGGAUGGGAACCACCGCCUUCUCGUCGGCCUCAUCUGGACCAUCAUCCUCCGCUUCCAGAUCCAGGACAUCAUCGUGCAGACACAGGAGGGCCGGGAGACGCGCUCUGCCAGGGAUGCGCUGCUGCUCUGGUGCCAGAUGAAGACAGCAGGGUAUCCCCACGUGAACGUCACCAACUUCACCUCCAGCUGGAAGGAUGGGUUAGCCUUCAACGCCCUCAUCCACAGGCACAGGCCUGAGCUGGUUGACUUCCAAAACCUGACCAAAUCCAACGCCCGGCACAACCUGGAGCACGCGUUCAGCGUGGCGGAGCGGCACCUGGGCAUCACCCCGCUCCUCGACCCCGAAGAUGUGUUCACGGAGAACCCCGAUGAGAAGUCCAUCAUCACCUACGUGGUGGCCUUCUACCACUACUUCUCCAAGAUGAAGGUGCUGGAGGUGGAGGGCAGGCGCCUGGGCAAGGUCAUCGAGCACGCCAAGGAGACCGAGCGGAUGAUCGAGGGUUAUGGUGGGUUGGCCUCUGACCUGCUGACCUGGAUCGAGCAGACCAUCGCCUCCCUCAACAGCCGCAGCUUCGCCAACUCGCUGGCCGGGGUCCAGCACCAGCUCCAAGCCUUCAGCACCUACCGCACGGUGGAGAAACCCCCCAAGUUUCAGGAGAAGGGCAACCUGGAGGUGCUGCUCUUCACCAUCCAGUCGCGGAUGAGAGCGAACAACCAGCGCGUCUACACCCCGCACGAGGGGCGCCUGGUCUCUGACAUCAACCGGGCCUGGGAGCAGCUGGAGAAGGCGGAGCACGAGCGGGAGCUGGCGCUGCGCAACGAGCUCAUCCGGCAGGAGAAGCUGGAGCAGCUGGCGCGGCGCUUCGACCGCAAAGCAGCCAUGAGGGAGGCCUGGCUGAGCGAGAACCAGCGCCUGGUGGCUCAGGACAACUUUGGCCAGGACUUGCCAGCGGUGGAGGCAGCCAAGAAGAAGCACGAGGCCAUCGAGACGGACACAGCUGCCUACAAGGAGCGGGUGCAGGCCAUCGUGGCGGUGGCCAGGGAGCUGGAGCUGGAGGGCUACCACGACAUCCAGCGCAUCAACAAGCGCAAGGACAACAUCCUGCGGCUCUGGGAGCAGCUCCUGGAGCUGCUGGCCGCUCGGCGCCAGCGCCUGGAGAUGAACCUCACCCUCCAGCACCUCUUCCAAGAGAUGCUCCACAGCAUUGACUGGAUGGAUGAGGUCAAGGUGCAACUGGCAUCUCCCGAAGCUGGGAAGCACCUUCUGGAGGUGGAGGAGCUGCUGCAGACCCACCGGCUGCUGGAGCGCGACAUGGCCCUGCAGGCUGAGAAGACACGGGCCAUCAGCGCCGCCGCCCUGCGCUUUGCUGACGCUGAGGGCUACCGUCCCUGCGACCCCAAAAUCAUCCGGGACCGCGUGAGCCACUUGGAGAUGUGUCGACGGGAGCUGCAGGCGCUGGCAUCCCGGAGGAGAUCCCUGCUGGAGCAAUCCCGUUCCCUCUGGACCUGCCGGUGGGAGCUGGAUGAGGCGGAAAGCUGGAUCAAGGAGCAGGAGCAGCUCUACUCCUCCCUGGAUUUUGGGAAGGACCUCCCGGGCGUGUUACUGCUCCAACGCCGUCACGCCGCCUUCGAGGCCGAGCUCCCACGGGUGGGAGCUGCCGCCGCGGUUGGUGCUGCUGUGCCAUGUCAUGAGUUGCCACCCGUUCUCAGCCUGGUUGUCCCUCGCAGGCUGGAUGGGGUGGAGCAGGAGAUGGUCACCGUGGCUUCCCAGGUCGCUGCCGUCAACCAGGCGGCCGAGGGGCUGCUGGCCAGUGGUCAUCCCCGCAGCCCCCAGGUCCAGCAGUGCCGGGAGCAGCUCAACCAGAGGUGGGACCGGUUCCGGGCGCUGGUGGCUGAGCGUGGCCGGGCUGUGGGCUCAGCCCUGCGGCUCCUCAACUACCGCCUGGAGUGCGAGGAGACGCGGCAGUGCUUCCUCACCCAGUGCCACGACUUCCAGGAGUUCCUCCGCGACGCCAAGCAGGCAGAGAUCCUCCUCACUAACCAGGAGUACACGCUGGCGCACUUGGAGCUACCAGCCACGCUGGAGGGCUCGGCUGCUGCUUUACGCCGCUUCCAGGACUUCCCUGCCAGCCUGGAGAGCAGCGCUGAGAAGGUCCCUCAGGUGGUGGCCAAUGGCACCAAGCUGGUGGCCGAGGGGAAUAUCUUCUCUGAGAAGAUCGCCGAGAAGUGCCAGGCCCUCCAGGAGCGGCACGGGGCUGUGGUGGCCAAGGCGGAGGAGGCAUCAGGUUUGCUGCAGGACAACCAUGAGCUGCAGACCUUCCUACAGAGCUGUCGGGAGCUCGAUGGUUGGGUGGAGGAGAAGAUGCUGACAGCCCAGGAUAUCUCUGAUGGUGAAGUCCGUGGGCUUCAAAGCAAGUGGCAGAAGCACCAGGCGUUCAUGUCCGAGCUGGAGCCCACCCAGGGCUGGCUGGAGAAGAUUGAGAUGGAGGGGAAGGAGCUGUCCAGCCACAAGCCGCAGUACGGUGAGGUGGUGGGACGGCAGCUGCAGGAGCUGCGGGGGCGGUGGGACGGGCUGCGCGGCGCUGCCGAGGAGAAGGGCCGGCGGCUCUUCGAGGCCAACCGCGCCACGCUUUACGCCCGGAGCUCGGAGGAGCUGGGCAGCUGGCUGGGACGGGCUGAGGAGGAGCUGCGAGCUGCCGAGCAGGCCAAGGACCUCACUGCCACCAACCUGCUGCUGAAGAGGCUGACGAGACUGGAAGAGCAAGUGAGAGGGCGGAUGAAGGAGCUGGAAGAGCUGGAGGCCUAUGGGCCUUCCCCCGUUGGGGAUGUGCCAGAUGCUGGUGGGGAUGAGCAGGGGCUCCGGCGUCGGUUCCUCGACGUGCUGGAGCCGCUGGAGAGGAAGAGGAAGGGGCGGCACCGGCGCCUGCGGGAAGCCGAGGAGGCUCAGCAGUACUACCUGGAUGCUGGCGAGGCCGAGGCCUGGGUCAGCGAGCAGGAGCUCUUCAUGGGAGCUGAGGAGAAGCCAAAGGACGAGGAGAGUGCAGCAGGGAUGCUGAAGAAGCACGAGCGGCAGCAACGCGCCAUCGAGGACUAUGGCCAGGCCAUCAAGGAGCUGGCAGCCAGGGCCCAGCAGCUGCUCUCUGCUGGCCACCCGGAGGGGGAGCAGAUCAUCCGGCUGCAGGGCCAGGUGGACAAGCACUACGCGGGGCUGAAGGAGGCGGCUGAGGAGCGUCACCGGCGCCUGGAGAACAUGUCCCACCUCUUCCAGCUGAAGCGGGAGGUGGAGGACCUGGAGCAGUGGAUCGCUGAGCGCGACGUGGUCGCCUCCUCCCAGGAGAUGGGGCAGGACCUGGACCACGUCACGCUCCUGCGGGAGAAGUUCCGGGAGUUUGCACGGGAGACGGGCAGCGUGGGGCAGGAACGGGUGGACCGGGUGAACUUGACCAUCGAGGACCUCAUUGACGCGGGACACGCGGAGGCGGCCACCAUGGCCGAGUGGAAGGAUGGGCUGAACGAGAGCUGGGCUGACCUCCUGGAGCUGAUUGACACCCGCAUGCAGCUCCUGGCCGCCUCCCACGACCUCCACAAGUAUUUCUACGAUGGCUCCGAGCUCCUGAGCCUCAUCGCCAACCGGCGCCAGGAGCUGCCCCAGGACCUGGGCGAAGACGCGGGCACGGUGGGAGCUUUCCACCGCAUGCACAGCGCCUUCGAACGGGACCUUCGGCUGCUGGAGACGCAGGUGCAGCAGUUUCGGGAGACGGCCGCUCGUCUCCAGACCUCCUAUGCCGGGGAGAAGGCAGCUGGCAUCCAGGAGCAGGAGCAGGAGGUGGCCCGAGCCUUUCGGGAGCUGCUGGAGGCCUGCAGCGGGCGCCGGACCCGGCUGGAGGACACGGCUGACAAGCACCGUUUCUUCAGCAUGGUGAGGGACCUGCUCUCCUGGAUGGAAAGCACCGUCCGGCAGAUCGAGACGCAGGAGAAGCCCAGGGACGUCUCCUCAGUGGAGCUGCUCAUGAAGUACCACCAAGGCAUCAGGGCUGAGGUGGAUGCCCGGGACAAGAACUUCACCACCUGCAUCGAGUUGGGCAAGAAGCUGCUGCAGCGCAAGCACCAGGACUCGCCUGAGAUCAAGGCAAAGCUGGUGGAGCUGGUGGAGAAGAGGAAAGCCAUGAUGGAGACCUGGGAGCAGCGCUGGGACCGGCUGCGGCUACUGCUGGAGGUCUGCCAGUUCUCCCGGGAUGCCUCGGUGGCCGAGUCGUGGCUCAUGGCCCAGCAGCCCUACCUGGCCAGCAGAGACUACGGGCAGACGGUGGACGCGGUGGAGAAGCUGCUGAAGCGGCACGAAGCCUUCGAGAAGUCCUCAGCCACCUGGGAGGAGCGGAUCGCUGCCCUGAGGAAGCUGACAACGCUGGAGCUCCUGGGCGGGCGGACGCUGAGCGAGGGGCUCGGACGGGAUGGGACAAGACGCUCCGAGGCUCCGGAAUAUCGCCUGGAUCUGGAUGGGGAGCUGGAGGCCGGGUCAGAGGAGGAGGAGGAGAAGAGGAAGGACACGAGCCCACGGGACACUUCACCCACCGCCGAUGGACCAGAGCCGGUCAGUUCUCCAGUUUAGCUUUCUCCUUCCCUGGCACCACAAAAUGAACCGGCCACCUUACCCGCCCGUCCCACCAGUGUCCAGCUGGAGGGCUACCUGGGCCGCAAGCACGACCUGGAGGCGGCCACCAAACGGGCUUCCAACCGGUAG
Molecule: messenger RNA, 5157 nt
Organism: Chaetura pelagica (chimney swift)
Lineage: Eukaryota; Metazoa; Chordata; Aves; Apodiformes; Apodidae
Product: spectrin beta chain, erythrocytic-like
Exons: 32
Biological process (GO): actin cytoskeleton organization
Cellular component (GO): cell projection; cell junction; cortical actin cytoskeleton
Molecular function (GO): actin filament binding
Source: RefSeq, a predicted model, not a curated record